Molecule: messenger RNA, 3706 nt
Organism: Closterium sp. NIES-67
Lineage: Eukaryota; Viridiplantae; Streptophyta; Zygnematophyceae; Desmidiales; Closteriaceae
Source: the annotation of a GenBank genome assembly
GAACAAACCCCAAUGGCAUGCACCUCCCCUCCACACAUCAGUUGAACAGCUUGCUUCCAUCGAUCGCCACCUAGUCCCUAGGCAACAACGCGCGCUCGUUAGCUCAGCUUUCUCGCGCCUCCCGCCUGGUGUAUAAAUACUCUUUUCUGUCCAGGCUCUCAGUCAUAAGAUCUCACCACCCCUAGCCCUCGUCUCAGCGUUCCCUCCGCAUCUCCAAAGCAAUGCUGCUCCACGAUCGGCCGCCACCCGUCACCUGACCCUCAUCACGAUCCUUAGCUUGUUCUCCGACCCAUAGACUUGUUCUCCCGAUCGUCGUAUUACCGUCUCGGUCUCUCCCCUCGUAAUCAGGUUCCGAGCCUCCCUCUCCGUUCCGCGCGAGCGCGAGGCGGCGGCGGGCCCUCCAUGACCGCGCCACCCGCUCUGCUCGUCACCCGCUCCGUCUCGUCGUCCGAUGUUUCCGGCGGCAACCUUCCCGAGGUAGCCUGGGAGCACGACGCAAGCUCCGGCGCCGGUGACGGAGUAGAUUUUGGCGAUGGAUACUACCGGAAGGAUUGCCACAGCAAUUUCCGCACGUGCGUCGACGGCAUGUCGUUUUCCCGAGCCUCCACGCUGCCUGCGCCAGCGCUGGUGACCGCGCAAGCCGACUUCACGCCGCAUCCGGGGGCCGCGCGGCAGCAGGAAUACCAGGGCGGCGGCGGCGGCGGCGGGAACGGCGAUCUGUUUUACGACUGCGACGACGCGUGGAUGCGCACGGAUACCACGUGGAUGCACCUUGACGACCAUUCUGCGGCGCUCUCGCAAUUCCUCGACGGGCUGCCGAGCGUCCCAGUGGAUGCGUCCGGCUCUCACAACGCCCCGUUUCAAGCGGCUCCCGGGUCGACCGACCUCGUGACGAAUGCCGCUGCCGCUGCGGCGGAAACGGGCGCGUAUAUCCUCGUCGAAAGCGCCGACGCCGCCGGCGAGCAACGCUGCGGUGCAACCGAGGGCGGCUGCGAUUGGCUUGAGGACAUUCUUCCGUCUCCCACGCAACCGUGCCAACCGGAGGUGGCGGUAAACCAGGUGCACGCACCGGGACUCGCGCUCACCAGCAACAAUUCGAUGGACUGGAUUCAAGGAGUGACGGAUCCGCCGCCUGCCAGCGCUCCGCCACUCGUUCCCGAGGCCAAGGGCCCGCACCCAGUCGACGUGGACGUGAUGGCAACGGCGGCGGCGACCGCCGAUGACGAUGCUUACGCUGUUCCAAACCCUUCCCGCGGCGUGUGGUGGACGCCGCAGUCGGCUGCACCGGCUUCUGGAGCGCUCGUCGGUGGAGCGGACGAAGUUGCGCGUGCGGGGGAGGGCGGAGGCGCGGCGACGAGGAAGAGGCAGCGGGAGCCGUCGAGCGUACAGCAGCCACAUCAGCAGCCACAUCAGCAGCCACAGCAGCUACAGCAGCAGCGAGAGCUUCCCAUCUCCGGUGAAGCAGACCGUGCUACUACCGCGUUGUCGCCCCGCGCCAGGGGCAGCAGGAGUAGCAGCAGCAGCGGCGGCGGCGGCGGAUUGAGCAGUAGCAGCGGGGGAAGCGCGAGCACAAGCAGGAGCAGCCGUGCGGAUGGCGCGCUUGUCAGCGCCCUCAGGCGCUGCUUGAAUGCGCACGCCGCCGGUGCCAGAGGUGGAUCUGCGCGCAAAGGCGCGGAAGAGCUCGUGCGGAACAAGAAGGCGGAAGGCGCGGGGGAGGUAGCGACGGAGGUGCGCUGCGGGGGGGCUGCUGCUGGGACUGGGCCAGCAGCAGCAAGCGGGGGACACACAAGAACAGCGAUGGAGCCGCCUGGGAAUGCGGACGGCAGAGAUGCUGGCACGCGUGUUGUGCGCGCAGAGGCGGCUGCGACUUUGGCGUCUGCGGAAUUGAGUGGUACGCAUCGGGUUGCUUUACCAGGUGCGCAUCAGCGGAACGUGCUGUCCCAGUCGCAGCCACGGUCCGAAGCACCACCGCACUCACCACCCCAACCCGAGCUGCAGGCACUGCCUCAGGCGCAGCCACUGCAUGAGAGGCAGUUGCUUCAGUCCGCCCCUAUUCUUCUACCACCCGCGCCCCAUCCCGCUCUUGCUGCUGCCGCUGCUCCACCCGCUCCCAUCCGGCGCCCGCCUGCAGCGCCAUCUCGUGUGUCUCCGCCGCCUGCUGCUACAACCGUGGCGACGCUUCCAGCCGCCCAUCAUGCUGCCGCCGUAGGUGUAGCUCCUCCCCACACAACCGCGCCUUCCGCCAUGUGCCUGACCCCAAUGCCCGCAGCUAGCAGCGUCCCCGGCGGACCAGCCGGAGCUGCGAGCACAGCGGGCGGGGGAACCGAGGGGGAAGGUGUCGGCGAGGCGGAAGGGGAAGAGGGCAGCUGGGAGGAUGAGGAGCAGGAACGCAGGCGGAAGCGGUUGAUGCGCAACAGGCAAUCGGCGCUGCAGUCGCGGCAGCGGCGAAAGAGCUAUGUGUCGGAGCUGGAGGGGAGGUGCGCCGCGCUACAGGCCACCAUAGGACAGCUGCGGCAGGUGGUGGCCGUGACCGCGUACGAGAACGGCGCGUUAAGAGACGAGCUUGCUCGCCUGCACCAGGUGUGGGCCGCAGGAGCAAGCACCGCUGGAGCCAUGGGUGCCAUGGGGGUGGCUGGGGUGGCUGGAGUUGCUGGUGCGGUGGGGAGUGUUGGUGGGGCGGCCGGUGGCGCUUCCAGCGAAGAUAAGAGGGGGGAGGAAGAGGUGGAGGAGGGGAAGCAGGGGGGAGGGAGUGUGUCCGGAGGAGGUGUGCGUGCUGAUGCAGCAGAGCCUGCAGUGCUUGAAAGCGACUCCCUGCCGUCGGAGUCCCUGCUACGUCCUCACCGCCAUCUCAGCCCGACCACUGCCUUGCUCCUCACCCUCUUCUUCCAAUGGGCGCUCUUCCUCUGGGUGCUGCUGCCGCCUCAGCAGCCGCAGCACCUCCCCCCCUGGGCCUGCUCCGCUGGCCUCUCCCUCGCCUACCUCUCCCUCCACUGGCUCGCCCACUCGCCGCUGCACCACCCGCCGCAGCACGCCCCGUGCAAACGGCGAGUGCAGCAGCGACAGUGGCAAUGGCAGUGGCAGCCCAGGCAGCAGCAUUACCUGGUGGGCAAGGCGCUAGCUGCUCUGCCUCCCCUGCUCCCAGCAGUGGGGGAAGCACCGGAGCCAGUUCUGAAGGGGCUGCUGCUGGUGGCGUGGCGCCGUGCGCAUCAGCAGCAGGGGGAGACCGGCAGGCAAGGUUUACUGCGUCCCAGCCGGCCAAGACAGCGGCUGGGGCAAAAGCAGCCAGGCAGAGACGCAAGGGGCGGGUGUGAGGAGGGGUGGUGCCAAAGGGAUUGGGCAGUCGUUACAAGGACGAGGAGGGGCGUAAGAAAUGGUGGAGUGUGGCCCUCUCGUGGAGGGUGAUGAAUGAUGAUGGUACAGGGUUCUCUGAAGGGACUGGAUGUGGAGAAGAUAAUGCUUUGUGUGAAUAAGUGAUGCAGGGCCCGUGAGAAGGACAGGGCAGGCUCAAAGAGUGACCUGCUACCAUAUGCUAGAUGAUGUGCGACAACCAUGCUUGGAUGUAAUGUUGUAGAUGGAUGGAUGGCUGUUUUGUUUCUUUCUCUCUUCCUUUCCAAGAUCUGUUAGUGCUUGCUUGGUGGAAUGGGAAAAAACAUGAAUCUGUUUCUUCGCGAAAGUUGUUGGAUAAGAACAAAUCCCGCCCUAGCAC